GUUGUGAUCAAUGUUCUGCAUGUCGUGAUUGUAAAUUGAUGUAAUUCAAAUUGAUUACUGUAACCCGAGGCUGUAACCGGUACCUCACUUCAACUGGUACAACGACCACGCAACAUGGUCAUAAGGGUAGCAGCGUCCCAGCUUCGUGAUAUUCCUCCUCUGCUUGGAGACGGUCAAGGAAGUUAUAGGAUAAGGGUAUUGGGUAAUAGUGGAUCUGGAAAGAGCACACUCAGUCGCCAAGUGGCAUCUAUCCUUAACAUUCCAUAUCUCUCGUUAGAUGAGCUAUACUGGCAACCCGGAUGGAAAACUACACCCUAUGAUGUAUUCCGUGACAAAAUAGUGGCUUUUAUGCAAACAAAUAAGUCAAAUGGCUGGGUAAUUGAAGGUGAAUAUGCUCGGAAGGGAGCUGCCGUUGCACAGGAACAUGCCACUGAUAUUAUCUGGCUUGACCCUCCCCUUCUGCUCUACUUUCCCCGCCUCCUCUUGCGAACCGUCCUCCGUCUCGUCGGAUUGGAGUCGUCAUGUAGUCCGGGAUGCCCCGAAUCCGUGCGCGAUGCAUUCUUCUCCAAAUCCGGUAUCCUAUGGUGGUGUCUCCACCAGCAUCGUGUUGUUAUUGAGCGGCACUCGGCACUCAUGAAGAUAUGGGGCUUAGGAAUAGGUUCGAAGGCACCGGAAGAGCAGAAGAUGAGACGAUUGGGCGGUUGGGGAUCGGAAGUCAAGGAUUGGCUGCAAAGUGUUCGAGAGAUGCCAAAGAAUACAUAACAGAAUGCAGUAUGUAUCUACGGUGUUGUAGAAUCGGAAACUGCAUAUACCUUAUACAAUAUCCUGUCCUCAUAC
This is a messenger RNA of Lentinula edodes (shiitake mushroom), 837 nucleotides long. Its product is annotated as AAA domain-containing protein. The coding region runs from base 115 to 762 and encodes 215 amino acids. Lineage: Eukaryota; Fungi; Basidiomycota; Agaricomycetes; Agaricales; Omphalotaceae. The transcript is spliced from 5 exons. The record is from RefSeq and is a predicted model, not a curated record.